AUGGGGCUCAAAUGGAGGAAUCAGAUCGCGGGUCUCUUUUGGAAAGGUAAAACAGCCACAACUGGGAUGUGCAAAAAGGUGGGGAAAAUGAAUAAGAAAUCUCGGGUCUUGCAAAUUGCACUAUCUGAUCUCGAACGACAAGCUCUUGUCCGUAAGCGCUCACGGCGGCUGAUCUCGGCCCCUCGGUGUCCAAACGACGGCCGAGACCGCGGAGGCCUUUCCCCCGCGAUCUGCAAACCAAUUGCUUCCUCUGUUCCGUCCACACCACACGCUCCGCUGAGUACCCACACCAUGGCCAUCAAACUACAAACAGGACUCGGUGAACGCUUAAUCUCAAGUGAUGUCGAGGCAAAAGCGUUCGCCGAGUUGCCCAUCAUCGAUAUGACGAGGUUGACCUCGUCCAAGCUUGAAGAUAGACAGGCCUUGGCGCUCGAGGUACGUCUGCGGGAUUCGCGGCCGGGUGGAAACACAUGCGAGGAAGUCGCUGACGAUAAAGGAGCUUUGUGCAGGUCCAAAAAGUACGCUCCACCUCCUAAAAGUCCCUAAUUGAGGACUUGAUUUCGCCGCCUCGCGAUCCCGGUGCCCAUCUUAAAGUGGCCGCGGCCGAAGUCCAUAGUGCCGCCGUGCUGAGCCGAGUAUCGCAUACUCAUUGCUUAAACAUCUACCAUAGGCCGCUAUCGAAUCGGGAUUUUUCUACAUCUCGAACCACGGCAUUCCACAAUCCAUUCUCGAUGAAGCCUUCGCGUGAGUCUCCCCAAUCACGUAUCGCACCCUCGCUUGGCGCGUUUGGAGCGGCAAAAGCGCGCCUUCGGCUUUCCUAUCGGAUCGCACAGCACUGACGGCCACGGCGCGUCGAUCUUCUGAUCACAGUCAGGGCAAGCAAUUCUUCGCUCAACCGACAGAAAAGAAGAUGGAGGUCGAUUUGCACAAGGGGACGUCUUUCAAAGGCUAUGCACGUGAGUCGCGUCGACAUACAUUCUUUCUCGGCCAGCGAUCAGUAUCUGAGAAGCACUCGAUCUUCGGCAUAACCCCUGAGCAGCUUUGAUGGGAGAAGCUGUCGACCCUGCCUCUCGAGGGGACGUACACGAAUCGUUUGAUAUGGGAUCCGAUUCGCAAACAUUUCAUCAAGGAACCGAAAAGAAAGAAGGUGUCAUCUCAGGCAACCUGUGGCCCUCUGAGAAAGAUCUUCCCGGGUUCAAGCCGGCGCUUGAAGCGACAUGGGACCAGAUAAUGGCAUUGGGCAAGAAACUCUUCCCGUUAUUUGCAUUGGCCCUGAAUCUGUCAGUUCAGGCUGCUCGUUUCUCGGCGAAUUUAUGCUCUGGUGCUAUGAUAGCUGAUUCCGCAACCAUCCACAGGGAGGAGAACUAUUUCGACGACAAAUUGACCAAUCCGGGCUCCGUGAUGAGGAUUCUGCAUUACCCGCCGCAGACCGGUCCCAUCGACAUGACUGCGAUUGGAAUUGGUAGCCAUAGUGGUGCGUUUGGGAACUGGGCGGAAGCAGCCGGAGAAAUGUGCUUAAAAAUCCAAGGCGAAGGGCACGGCGCCGUCGCGAUGAUGUUUCGAGAGAUGCAUCACAACGCCUUGAAAAUUCUCUUCACAACUAACACCCCGCUUGUGUCAAUUCUUCAGACUACGAGAUGUUCACUCUACUCGUCCAGCACGGAGAUGUAUCGGCCUUGCAAGUUCUCAAUAGCGCCGGUGACUGGGUCCAAGCGCCUCCCAUCCCUGGCACGAUUGUAGUCAACAUCGCGGACCAACUCCAGCGAUGGACAAACGGUGUUUUCAAGUCGACCAUCCAUCGUGCCAUCAACCGAACAGGGAAGGACAGGGUAAGUCUUCGUCGACAAGGCCACUCACUCGCAUGGCGGUCUGAUUGAACUCCUUUUUCGCGUACCCAGAUGAGCCUGCCCUUUUUCUUUGGAGUCGACUACGACGUUUUGAUCGAAGUGUUGCCUUCUUGCAUCACGGAGGACCGUCCAGCAAAGUAUGAGCCCGUCAAGGCCGGGGAGUGGGUCGAACAACGUCUCAAGGAGACCUACAUCAAAGUCGACCCAGUCACGGGCAUCAAAGCUUAA
Molecule: messenger RNA, 2075 nt
Organism: Microbotryum saponariae
Lineage: Eukaryota; Fungi; Basidiomycota; Microbotryomycetes; Microbotryales; Microbotryaceae
Source: the annotation of a GenBank genome assembly